AUGGUUGAAUGCACGCCAUGGUUUAUUUUUGGUAUAUCAUUCAUGUUGGCAUCCGACUUGCCGAUUGAGAUUCUCAUUCACAUUGCGAGUUUCCUGAAAACAAGUGAUAUUUUAAGCUGCACACAGACUUGUCAUCAGUGGACAGGUGCAUUUGAGACAUCACUUAAAGGAAUAAUAAGCAUCCGGAACAAAUGGAAACUAGAAGCCAUAAGUGGAAUUAUGGCUUCCGAUAACAAUAUCUACGCACACAACAGUAGUCGUAUUGAAGAAAUACAACUGUGCCCAUGGUUGGACAUGAGUAGCGAUCAGUUGGGAUUGCUCCAACAUCAGUUUAGAAAUAUCAAGCGCUUUAUUGCACCUCAUCAGAGCCUAAACAGCAAGACAUUUGGACUAGGAGAAGACUGGGAAUUGUGGGGUUAUUCUUUGACGUAUCUCUUUAUUAGCCUGGAACGACGAGAGUCAGGGAAACAGACGAGAGCAUUCGUAGAAUGUUUGAAGUAUCUUACAUGUCUGGAGCACUUGGAAUAUACUGAGACGUGUUGGGCACAAGUCUUGAAUGCGUCACUUGGAGACAUCGAGAGUUUCCAUGAAAAUCUACCGUCUAGUCUGACCUACCUUGGAUUAGACCUGCGGCUAUGCACCCUUUCUUUGGACGAGGCCUCGAGGUUAAAAAAAUUCCCAUCGAUACCGAAUAUCAGUAAUGUAAAAUUAGCCAUUCAAGAAAUGGAUCUUCGAUGGCUAUGUUACUUUGCACGGAAGUAUCCCAAUAUUGAUACAAUGUCAUGGAACAGUCCGUCAAGCAUGUACUUUCCGGACCUAUUUCACGACGAAGCUUUGGCACUGUUCGAUUCAUUGCCUCCUGCUUUCAGCCAGUUGAAGACCGUCAAUGUAGAUAGUACACCAGGAUCAAAGCCUAGCCAGAUUGUGUUUUGGCGGCUACUCCAACACUCCAAUGUUGCAUUAGACACUUUUAAUUAUUGUCUUGUGAAUGACCUUGAAUCUCAAGGUCUUCUAGAGACAAACAUUAGUGAAAUUAUUUGUUUUCAUGCAAAUACGCUUAAAAAAGUAACCUUUGGAACCGAUAUACUCAUUGACAACCCAUACACUAUUCCUACUGCAUUAGGGAAACUCAAUUGCGUAGUUGACCUCACAAUCAACGGUAUAAGCAAUCCUAUUUCAAUAGCUAUGAUUAUGGACAAUUGCAUAGUACUCAAGCGACUUGUUCUCACUGCCAAGAAGAUUCGUGCUCCUCCAAUAAGUACAAGUACACCCCAUGGUCUUUGCUUGCUCAAGAUAUCGUGUGCUAUCUUAGAAACAGAUUUUUUUACGUACAUAUCAUACCGUUGCCGGCAGCUUAGAUGGAUGUGUCUUGACAGGACAAAGAUUAUUGACUCUGUGCUACCUGAAGUUGGUCUGAAAAUUAAGAUGCCUUAUUCUCAUCUAGCAUUCCUGCAGCUUAACCAAGUUCGUUUCAUGGAAGUAUCUAACAAGUCUAAUAUACCCCUUGGUCUUAUUACACUGCACUCGUCAUGUAAGCUUCUCCAUCCAGAAGAUCCCACUAUUUACCGGCUUUCAUUUACUGGUUCUGGUCCACUCUGGAUCCAAGCACGCUGGAAAUAUCCUGAUUACACAGUUGCAAAAAUGCGUAUUCUUCCCAAAAAUGAAGCAAACUAUGUCCAAGAAGCCGUGGAUGCGGUAAAAACCAAAACAUUCAGCCAAUAUCAACUUGAAUUGAAAGAAGAGCUCAGCCGUGGUUUUGUUGAUUGGAGACUUGCAGCAGUAGACAGAUGUUGGAUGAGUGGGAAAAAGACAGAUAAUGAUGUGCAUAUAUGGAGAAGAUACACAACCUCUAAUCACGAUAUUUAA
Molecule: messenger RNA, 1866 nt
Organism: Phycomyces blakesleeanus NRRL 1555(-)
Lineage: Eukaryota; Fungi; Mucoromycota; Mucoromycetes; Mucorales; Phycomycetaceae
Exons: 2
Coding region: 1-1866 (621 amino acids)
Molecular function (GO): protein binding
Source: RefSeq, a predicted model, not a curated record